AUGCUGGAGUCUCUGAUAGCUGAUAAGAGUGGUUCUAAGAAGACUCUCCGCAGCAGUCUGGAGGGACCCACCAUCAUUGACAUGGAGAAGUUCCACAGAGAAUCCUUCUUCUAUACACACCUGCUGAACUUCAGCGGUAAGGAGUUUACAGAACCAUCCUGCUCUGUCUGUCCCCCCUAACAGAGACCCUGCAGCAGUGCUGUGACCUGUCUGUUCCCCUGUUCCCUCUUUAACCCUAACCAUCUGUCCCCCCUAACAGAGACCCUGCAGCAGUGCUGUGACCUGUCUGUUCCCCUGUUCCCUCUUUAACCCUAACCAUCUGUCCCCCCCUAACAGAGACCCUGCAGCAGUGCUGUGACCUGUCUGUUCCCCUGUUCCCUCUUUAACCCUAACCAUCUGUCCCCCCUAACAGAGACCCUGCAGCAGUGCUGUGACCUGUCUGUUCCCCUGUUCCCUCUUUAACCCUAACCAUCUGUCCCCCCUAACAGAGACCCUGCAGCAGUGCUGCGACCUGUCUCAGCUGUGGUUUAGAGAGUUCUUCCUGGAGCUGACCAUGGGUCGCAGGAUCCAGUUCCCCAUCGAGAUGUCCAUGCCCUGGAUCCUCACAGACCACAUACUGGAGACCAAGGAGGCCUCUAUGAUGGAGUAAGGAAGUCACAGUGACACACACAGUAGUGGAUAUAGAGCUAACGAACCAGCCAACUUCCAUCCAGAUCCAGUCUUAUGAAGUCUCUGUCCUGUCCUGUCCUCCAGGUAUGUGCUGUACCCUCUGGACCUCUAUAAUGACAGCGCUCACUAUGCCCUCACCAAGUUCAAGAAGCAGUUCCUCUACGAUGAGAUUGAAGCAGAGGUAUGUAGGUCACCAUUAGACUGGUAGGUCACCAUUAGACUGGUAGGUCACCAUUAGACUAGUAGGUCACCAUUAGACUGGUCACCACUACAGCAGAGGUAUGUAGGUCACCAUUAGACUGGUAGGUCACCAUUAGACUGGUCAUCACUACAGCAGAGGUAUGUAGGUCACCAUUAGACUGGUCACCACUACAGCAGAGGUAUGUAGGUCACCAUUAGACUGGUCAUCACUACAGCAGAGGUAUGUAGGUCACCAUUAGACUGGUCAUCACUGCAGCAGAGGUAUGUAGGUCACCAUUAGACUAGUAGGUCACCAUUAGACUGGUCAUCACUAACAGCAGAGGUAUGUAGGUCACCAAUUAGACUAGUAGGUCACCAUUAGACUGGUCAUCACUACAGCAGAGUAUGUAGGUCACCAUUAGACUGGUCAUCACUACAGCAGAGGUAUGUAGGUCACCAUUAGACUAGUAGGUCACCAUUAGACUGGUCCAUCACUAAAGCAGAGGUAUGUAGGUUCACCAUUAGACUGGUCAUCACUACAGCAGAGGUAUGUAGGUCACCAUUAGACUGGUCAUUCACUGCAGCAGAGGUAUGUAGGUCACCAUUAGACCUGGUAGGUCCACCAUUAGACUGGUCAUCACUACAGCAGAGGUAUGUAGGUUCACCAUUAGACUGGUAGGUCACCAUUAGACUGGUCAUCACUACAGCAGAGGUAUGUAGGUCACCAUUAGACUGGUCAUCACUACAGCAGAGGUAUGUAGGUCACCAUUAGACUGGUCAUCACUGCAGCAGAGGUAUGUAGGUCACCAUUAGACUAGUAGGUCACCAUUAGACUGGUCAUCACUACAGCAGAGGUAUGUGGUCACCAUUAGAGGUCAUCACUAAGCAAGGAUGUAGGUCACCAUUAGACUGGUCAUCACUACAGCAGAGGUAUGUAGGUCACCAUUAGACUGGUCACACUACAGCAGAGGUAUAUAGGUCACCAUUAGACUGUAGGUCACCAUUAGACUGGUCAUCACUACAGCAGAGGUAUGUAGGUCACCAUUAGACUAGUAGGUCACCAUUAGACUGGUCAUCACUACAGCAGAGGUAUGUAGGUCACCAUUAGACUGGUCAUCACUACAGCAGAGGUAUGUAGGUCACCAUUAGACUAGUAGGUCACCAUUAGACUGGUCAUCACUACAGCAGAGGUAUGUAGGUCACCAUUAGACGUGGUCCCCAAAACUCUACAGCAGAGGUAUGUAGGUCACCAUUAGACUAGUCACCAUUAGACUGGUCACCACUACAGCAGAGGUAUGUAGGUCACCAUUAGACUAGUCAUCACUACAGCAGAGGUAUGUAGGUCACCAUUAGACUAGUAGGUCACCAUUAGACUGGUCAUCACUGCAGCAGAGGUAUGUAGGUCACCAUUAGACUGGUCAUCACUACAGCAGAGGUAUGUAGGUCACCAUUAGACUGGUCAUCACUACAGCAGAGGUAUGUAGGUCACCAUUAGACUGGUAGGUCACCAUUAGACUGGUAGGUCACCAUUAGACUAGUAGGUCACCAAUAGACUGGUCACCACUACAGCAGAGGUAUGUAGGUCACCAUUAGACUAGUAGGUCACCAUUAGACUGGUCAUCACUACAGCAGAGGUAUGUAGGUCACCAUUAGACUGGUCAUCACUACAGCAGAGGUAUGUAGGUCACCAUUAGACUGGUCAUCACUACAGCAGAGGUAUGUAGGUCACCAUUAGACUGGUCAUCACUACAGCAGAGGUAUGUAGGUCACCAUUAGACUGGUCAUCACUACAGCAGAGGUAUGUAGGUCACCAUUAGACUGGUAGGUCACCAUUAGACUGGUAGGUCACCAUUAGACUGGUCAUCACUGCAGCAGAGGUAUGUAGGUCACCAUUAGACUAGUAGGUCACCAUUAGACUGGUCAUCACUACAGCAGAGGUAUGUAGGGCACCAUUAGACUAGUAGGUCACCAUUAGACUGGUCAUCACUACAGCAGAGGUAUGUAGGUCACCAUUAGACUGGUCAUCACUACAGCAGAGGUAUGUAGGUCACCAUUAGACUGGUAGGUCACCAUUAGACUGGUCAUCACUACAGCAGAGGUAUGUAGGUCACCAUUAGACUGGUAGGUCACCAUUAGACUGGUUAUCACGACAGCAGAGGUAUGUAGGUCACCAUUAGACUGGUAGGUCACCAUUAGACUGGUAGGUCACCAUUAGACUGGUCAUCACUACAGCAGAGGUAUGUAGGUCACCAUUAGACUAGUAGGUCACCAUUAGACUGGUCAUCACUACAGCAGAGGUAUGUAGGUCACCAUUAGACUGGUAGGUCACCAUUAGACUGGUAGGUCACCAUUAGACUGGUCAUCACUACAGCAGAGGUAUGUAGGUCACCAUUAGACUAGUAGGUCACCAUUAGACUGGUCAUCACUACAGCAGAGGUAUGUAGGUCACCAUUAGACUAGUAGGUCACCAUUAGACUGGUCAUCACUACAGCAGAGGUAUGUAGGUCACCAUUAGACUAGUAGGUCACCAUUAGACUGGUCAUCACUACAGCAGAGGUAUGUAGGUCACCAUUAGACUGGUCAUCACUACAGCAGAGGUAUGUAGGUCACCAUUAGACUGGUCAUCACUACAGCAGAGGUAUGUAGGUCACCAUUAGACUGGUAGGUCACCAUUAGACUGGUCAUCACUACAGCAGAGGUAUGUAGGUCACCAUUAGACUGGUCAUCACUGCAGCAGAGGUAUGUAGGUCACCAUUAGACUAGUCACCAUUAGACUGGUAGGUCACCAUUAGACUAGUCACCACUGUGUCCCUGGGUAUACUUGUAUUAUUCUUUAUGAUUGUUAGACAUUGUGAUUAUUAUUGAUAUUGUACUGCCUUGAGGGAGCUUGCCAGUCAGCAUGUCCUCCAACUUUUAUACCUGCUGUACGUGACUAAUAACAUUAGAUUUUGAUUUGAAUGGUGGCCGUGCAUGAGGCUGUAUUUCCAAUCCCUAACCUACAUUACACCCUCUUACUGCAGGUCAACCUGUGUUUUGAUCAGUUUGUCUACAAGCUGGCUGAUCAGAUAUUUGCCUACUACAAGAUUCUAGCUGGAAGGUAUGUUAAAGUUUUGAAUCAAUACUGUUCAAUAACUGAAAAUACGGGGGCCGCUAGGUGCACAAUGUGCGACUGACGUGUUUUCCGUUUGCUCCCGCAGUAUUCUUAACGUUUAUGUGAAUUUUGCAAUAAAACUUUAUUUAUUUUCAAAUAUUAGUUUGGUGAUCCCUUUCUGUAGUACGCAAGACUACUUUGCUUUCAAAUGUCAGCAUGUCACGAAACAUAAAGCCAAGAUCAGGACUGAGAAAACCCGGCCUACAAGACCCAGGUUUCAUCACCGCCCUCUGCUGAGCCUGAAAGCCCGGAGACUCGCGCUUUGCAUCACUCAAAACAACAACAGAGUUGCACACCAUGACCUCUGCUACCAGUGUCUCCGACCUGACUACCUCUGGAGGCUGACGUGAAAUGCCUAAAGGAGAGGGAUUUUCUCGCCGCACCCAGAGUCAGCGCAAAUGCCUCGAGCCACGGAUUUAGUCUCUGGGCUGCUGAAGGAUGUUCUCGCCAUGGAUGAGAAGACCUUGAUUGAUCGUGCCCACCGGUCGCUGCGCCCAAAGCCCCGAGACUGUGAGAGGCCCCGUGACAUCAUUCUUCGAGUGCACUUUUUCCAUGAGAAGAUGGAGAUUCUCUGAUCCCGCAAUACCACUCUGAGCUUUCAAGGACAGAGUUUUUCUAUCUACCAGGACUACUCCCCCACUGUGUCCAGGCAGCGCGCAGCCAAACGACUACUAUGGGACCAUCCAGGUGUGAAGUACGGACUGCGAUUCCCGGCCCGCCUGUGGCUUUCUCAUGAUAGAAAAUACUACACCUUUGACUCUCCGGAGGAGGCUGUGGCUCACAUUCAACACCACAUCAAGAAGUCUUGAACUUGUUAAUAGAUCAGUAACUGUGGCUUGCCAACUUUGGAUAGGAAGUAAGAAGCCUACCUGUGCUACAACUGUGCUAUUUCUGUAUAGUUCAGAAGUAGGCGAACCCACUCAGGGUUAUUUGAAGUAGGCGAACCCACUCAGGGUUAUUUGAAGUAGGGGAACCAACUCAGGCUUAUUUGAAGUAGGCGAACCAACUCAGGCUUAUUUGAAGUAGGCGAACCAACUCAGGCUUAUUUGAAGUAGGCUAACCCACUCAGGCUUAUUUUAUGUGAUCGAAUGUUUUUGUGAUCAUCUAGAUUCGUUGCCUUAUAAGCAUUCAGUCGCUUUUUAUUAUAUUUUAUUAAGGGUUUACGUAAUUCCUUUGUUUACAUACACUGACCUAUUGAGUUAGUUUACAUACUGUCUCACUGACUUAUUGAGUUAGUUUACAUACUGUCUCACUGACUUAUUGAGUUAGUUUACAUACUGUCUCACUGACUUAUUGAGUUAGUUUACAUACUGUCUCAUUGACCUAUUGAGUUAGUUUACAUACUGUCUCACUGACUAUUGAGUUAGUUUACAUACUGUCUCACUGACCUAUUGAGUUAGUUUACUACUGUCUCACUGACUAUUGAGUUAGUUUACAUAACUGUCUCCACUGACCUAUUGAGUUAGUUUACAUACUGUCUCACUGACUAUUGGUUAGUUUACAUACUGUCCACUGACUUAUUGAGUUAGUUUACAUACUGUCUCACUGACCUAUUGAGUUAGUUGUACAUACUGUCUCACUGACUUAUUGAGUUAGUUUACAUACUGUCUCACUGACCUAUUGAGUUAGUUUACAAUACUGUCUCAACUGACUUAUUGAGUUAGUUUACAUACUGUCUCACUGACUUAUUGAGUUAGUUUACAAUACUGUCUCACUGACUUAUUGAGUUAGUUUACAUACUGUCUCACUGACUAUUGAGUUAGUUUACAUACUGUCUCACUGACUUAUUGAGUUAGUUUACAUACUGUCUCACUGACUAUUGAGUUAGUUUACAUACUGUCUCACUGACUAUUGAGUUAGUUUACAUACUGUCUCACUGACUUAUUGAUUAGUUUACAUACGUUCUGACUUAUGAGUAGUUACAUACUGUCUCACUGACUUAUUGAGUUAGUUUACAUACUGUCUCACUGACUUAUUGAGUUAGUUUACAUACUGUCUCACUGACUUAUUGAGUUAGUUUACAUACUGUCUCAACUUGGUAGUUUCUGUCUCACUGACUUUGAGUUAGUUUACAUACUGUCUCACUGACUUAUUGAGUUAGUUUACAUACUGUCUCACUGACUUAUGAGACUACUCUGAGUUAGUUUUUACAUACUGUCUCACUGACUUAUUGAGUUAGUUUACAUACUGUCUCACUGACUUAUUGAGUUAGUUUACAUACUGUCUCACUGACUUAUUGAGUUAGUUUACAUACUGUCUCACUGACUUAUUGAGUUAGUUUACAUACUGUCUCACUGACUUAUUGAGUUAGUUUACAUACUGUCUCACUGACUUAUUGAGUUAGUUUACAUACUGUCCUCACUGACUUAUUGAGUUAGUUUACAUACUGUCUCACUGACUUAUUGAGUUAGUUUACAUACUGUCUCACUGACUUAUUGAGUUAGUUUACAUACUGUCUCACUGACUUAUUGAGUUAGUUUACAUACUGUCUCACUGACUUAUUGAGUUAGUUUACAUACUGUCUCACUGACUUAUUGAGUUAGUUUACAUACUGUCUCACUGACCUAUUGAGUUAGUUUACAUACUGUCUCACUGACCUAUUGAGUUAGUUUACAUACUGUCUCACUGACUUAUUGAGUUAGUUUACAUACUGUCUCACUGACUUAUUGAGUUAGUUUACAUACUGUCUCACUGACUUAUUGAGUUAGUUUACAUACUGUCUCACUGACUUAUUGAGUUAGUUUACAUACUGUCUCACUGACCUAUUGAGUUAGUUUACAUACUGUCUCACUGACUUAUUGAGUUAGUUUACAUACUGUCUCACUGACCUAUUGAGUUUAGUUUACAUACUGUCCUCACUGACUUAUUGAGUUAGUUUACAUACUGGUCUCACUGACUUAUUGAGUUUAGUUACAUACUGUCUCACUGACCUAUUGAGUUAGUUUACUACUGUCUCACUGACUUAUUGAGUUAGUUUACAUACUGUCCUCACUGACUUAUGAGUUAGUUUACAUCUGUCUCACUGACCAUUGAGUUAGUUUACAUACUGACUAUUGAGUUAGUUUACAUACUGUCCUCAACUGACCUAUUGAGUUAGUUUACAUACUGGUCCUCACUGACCUAUUGAGUUAGUUUACAUACUGUCUCUGACCUUAUUGGAGUUAGUUUACAUACUGUCCCUGACGACUAUUGAGUUAGUUUAAUACUGUCUCAUGACCUAUUGAGUUAGUUUACAUACUGUCUCACUGGACCUAUUGAGUAGUUUUACCUGGCUCAUUGACCUAUGGAGUUCGUUUACAUACUGCUCCUCUUAUUGACCUAUUUGAGUUAGUUUACAUACUUUCUCAUCUGACUAUUGAGUUAGUUGACAUACUGUAUCCAUGACUUAUUGAGUUAGUUUACAUACUGUCUCAUUGACUUAUUGAGUUAGUUUACAUACUGUCUCAUUGACCUAUUGAGUUAGUUUACAUACUGUCUCACUGACCUAUUGAGUUAGUUUACAUACUGUCUCACUGACUUAUUGAGUUUAGUUUACAUACUGUCUCACUGACCUAUUGAGUUAGUUUACAUACUGUCUCACUGACUUCUUGAGUGAGUUUACAUACUGUCCUCACGACCUAUUGAGUUAGUUUACAUACUGUCUCACUGACCUAUUGAGUUAGUUUACAUACUGUCCUCACUGACUUAUUGAGUUAGUUUACAUACUGUCUCACUGACUUAUGAGUUAGUUUACAUACUGUCUCACUGACCUUAUUGAGUUAGUUUACAUACUGUCUCACUGACCUAUUGAGUUAGUUUACAUACUGUCUCACUGACUAUUGAGUUAGUUUACCAUACUGUCUCACUGACUUAUUGAGUUAGUUUACAUACUGUCUCAUUGACCUAUUGAGUUAGUUUACAUACUGUCUCACGACCUAUUGAGUUAGUUUACAUACUGUCUCAUUGACCUAUUGAGUUAGUUUACAUACUGUCUCACUGACCUAUUGAGUUAGUUUACAUACUGUCUCACUGACUUAUUGAGUUAGUUUACAUACUGUCUCACUGACCUAUUGAGUUAGUUUACAUACUGUCUCACUGACCUAUUGAGUUAGUUUACAUACUGUCUCACUGACCUAUUGAGUUAGUUUACAUACUGUCUCACUGACUUAUUGAGUUAGUUUACAUACUGUCUCACUGACCUAUUGAGUUAGUUUACAUACUGUCUCACUGACUUAUUGAGUUAGUUUACAUACUGUCUCACUGACUUAUUGAGUUAGUUUACAUACUGUCUCACUGACCUAUUGAGUUAGUUUACAUACUGUCUCAUUGACUUAUUGAGUUAGUUUACAUACUGUCUCAUUGACUUAUUGAGUUAGUUUACAUACUGUCUCAUUGACUUAUUGAGUUAGUUUACAUACUGUCUCACUGACCUAUUGACUCCAUUCCGGUCUUACUUUGAACAGUCCACCCUCUGAUGGCAUUCUUAUUAAAACAAAAAUACAGCUGUAUUUGACACCCGUGUGAUUUACUGAUUGGAGGAGCAUUUCUUUUUUUGUAUUUUUUUUGGGGGAGGACAUUGAGAUUGGUGAUGUGCCCAUUUGAUUCUUAAUGAAUGUGACUUGUAGAUGCCUUAUUCCGCUUGCCCUGUCAGAGCCUAAAAUGUGAUCUUAUUUUGCUCUGUUUGAAUGUGUGAGUAGUUGAGUUUCUCCACCCCUAUCCCUCAGCUGUUUACAGGACAUUACCCUUUAACCUUUGUACCCUUCUGCCCAGCGGGUUUAACUUGUCUAAAGUAUCUUUAUAGUUGUCUUAUUGUUUUUUAUAGUUUUGUUUGAGUGUCUUUCUUUAUAUUGUGUUGAAUCGUGUGUAAUGUAAAACUGAAUAAACAGAGAGAUAUAUAUAUAUAUAUAUAUAAUAUAAUAUAAUAUAUAUAAUAUAUAUAAUAUACUGUGUUGCUCUUCUCUUUCUCCCCAGUCUGCUCCUGGAUAAGCGUCUGAGAGCGGACUGUAAGAACCAGGGAGCCAACAUCCCCUGGCCCGCAUCCAACCGCUACGAGACCCUGUUGAAACAACGCCACGUUCAGGUAACCCACUAACCCCUGGCCUGCGUCCAACCGCUAUGAGACCCUGUUGAAACAACGCCACGUCCAGAUCACCCCUAACCUCUGACCCGUAACCAUCCAACUGCUACGAGACUCUGCUAAAACAACGCCACGUCCAGAUCACCCCUAACCUCUGACCCGUAACCAUCCAACCGCUACGAGACUCUGCUAAAACAACGCCACGUUCAGGUAACCCACUAACCCCUGGCCUGCGUCCAACCGCUAUGAGACCCUGUUGAAACAACGCCACGUCCAGAUCACCCCUAACCUCUGACCCGUAACCAUCCAACUGCUACGAGACUCUGCUAAAACAACGCCACGUCCAGAUCACCCCUAACCUCUGACCCGUAACCAUCCAACCGCUACGAGACUCUGCUAAAACAACGCCACGUCCAGAUCACCCCUAACCUCUGACCCCUAACCCUCCAACUGCUACGAGACUCUGCUAAAACAACGCCACGUCCAGAUCACCCCUAACCUCUGACCCCUAACCCUCCAACUAGAGGUAUUCAUGGUCCGAGUGGGUCCGGGUCCUAAAUUCUGAUUUUUGUAUUGGAUCUGUAUGGUGGUCCUCUGGUCCUCUGUAGCUCAGCUGGUAGAGCACGGCGCUGGUAACGCCAGGGUAGUGGGUUCGAUCCCCGGGACCACCCAUACACUAAAAUGUAUGCACGCAUGACUGUAAGUCUCUUUGGAUAAAAGUGUCUGCUACAUUUACAUUUACAUUUACGUCAUUUAGCAGACGCUCUUAUCCAGAGCGACUUACAAACUAAAUGGCAUAUUAUUAUUAUUAUUAUUAUUAUUAUUAUUAUCUGGGUUGGGUCUGAUAUAAUUGACACGGGUCUUGGGUAUGUGCAAUUAAAGUUGAUUUACCGAAUGGACCCCUCCUCUGUUAAUGUGUGAGGUGAUGAGAACUGUGUCAGCCAAUUACAACUCAAUGAAACGUAUAGCUUAUGUCCAGCUGAAACUGGUUCUGGUCACUCGCCUCACGUGCGCCUGCUUCUGAGGAGAGAGCGGGAGUGAAAGGAGGCUUGGCCUGGGCUACUGUUGAUUGCGAAGAUGGAGACCUUUUUUCAUUUAAGUGAAACUAAAGUUCGAGGAGAACGAGUGAAAAGAAGCCGGCAAGUUUUAAAGGGAUAAUCCAUCCCAAACCACUAAUUCCUAUGCUUAACAGUGUUAAAUAAAACAAAUAUGUGAAAAUAUAUUUUUUGAACAAACAUUUCAUAUUGUCAUAUAACAAGGUUGGUAGAAACGUGGAAAUCUGUUGCAGCUCAAGUCUACUACAAAACCCACAAUGCAAUGCGCACUCUCUGGGCUGUCUGGCUGGCUAGCUAGCUAGAAAACAUAGCUACACACAAUAAUACCAGAGUCAAUAUCAGCAUGUGAAGUAGCUAGUUAGCUGUAAAAUCACAUAAACAAACUGCACUAUCAGUUUAGGAGUCUUACUCACGGAGUUCAACUUGCAGUUCGUCUCUGCCACUGAGCUAUAAAUGGCAUCUCUGCCCAGAGCGAGACCAGAGUUUAUAACUAAACCAAGAUAGACCACAACCUGUCGUUUCAAAUGGUAACAAAUGAGUCAUAGUGGGCAAAACAAGCAAGGAGGUGGGCGGAGCCAAGCACCAGCUAGAGAGAUCCUAUUGGUGUGUUCUAGCAAACAUUAGCAUAUUUCCGUUAGGGAACGCCUACUCUGUGAAGUGCACAUGUGCAAUAACUCAAUUCGCCUUUGCACUCCUUCAAAGCAAUUUUUUGAGACUUUGGCAAAUGGUAAAGUGUAAAACACAGACCACUCUGUUCGUAACAGAUUCUAGAUUUGGGAACAGAACACUGGAUUGAGGUCAAAUGUUACAUCGAUGAGAAAAUUAGCAGAAUGUCGGCCAAAAUUCUUCUCCCCACUUCCGGCCACUGGGCUUCCUCUCACUGCUAUAUUUGGUAGCGACUGCUUCACAUUUACACAUCAGGUGGAAUAUCUGUCUCCAUUAGAAUCGUAUUUGGAUUUAUUAGGGAUCCCCAUUACUCUUCCUGGGGUCCAAACAUAUUAAAGCACUUACAUUACAUAGAAAACAAAAUAUAAAACAGUACAUCAUAUAACAUUAUUACACCACUACAUAUCUACAAUACAACAUGUUUAAUACCACCAUACAACAAUAUUACAAUGUACGUGCGUGUGCUAGCGCUUGUGUGCGCAUGCGUGUCUACCUUUGCGAGUGUACAUAUUAACACCCUUUUGUGUACGUUGCCCAUAAGUCGUCAAUGGGCCGUGCGGUGCAUUCUGGGUGAUUCUGGGACAAGGAGAGCUCUCCUUCAAGGAGUGAAUGGGAGUCUAUUGGGCGCUAGCUAAAAAAACUGAACAUUAGCAUGAAUUUCGUAAACAAUAAGUACAACAUUGCAGAUAUUUUCCAAGAUGUGAGAUAAAUAACUUUUUUUCUGUAAUAUCGCAUCGCUUUGGAAUCGUGACAUUACGUACUUUAGAGGAAAAUAGGCAUGUUUCUCAACUUGUACCCUGACAUUGAGAAGGGAUUGAGUGACGAUUGGCUCAGCAACCGCGUGACGCAGCAUGACGACGUGAAUGCGAUUGAUCGACAGUCAGUAGGGUGGGCCGUUUCUCCAUUCAUUGCCCAAUGGGAUUCCUAUCUCCUCCUUUCUGUAAUAUCUCCGUUUCCCACAGGGUGCAUUGAAGGAGAAACGGAGGUGAAUAAUUUGGUACACUGUUUAGAUUAGGCACAUCUAAGUGAAAUAUAUACUUUGUCCUGACUAUAUAGAGGGAUGGAUGUGUUCUAGACAGGUAUGCCCUCUAUUGGCUGACGUGGUGAUCAGGAGCAGGUCAUUGUUGUGAUAGUGUGUUAUCUCCAGUGACGAGAAUUAUGUCGCUAUGACGCGUUCCUGAUUUUCACAGACGGACCACUUAGAAGUUAAAUCAUGGGGAAAUGUUUUAUUUUACCCACUGAUAGAACAUAGACUUUCACCAAAUUGACAGGAGUUUCAUGAUUUAUAUUUCUGAGGGUGGAUUAUCCCUUAGACAAAGAUGAGAACAUUUUUGUUGGCUAAAUUAAGUUCGAACUGUCUUUUUAAAUGUUUUGCUCCGUAUUUAGUUUCAGAUGGUUUGAAGGCAGGCCUAUUUUUAUUUAAAAAAUGAAUAUAAAGAAAGAGAAGCUUAGCCCCAGAGAGAGCGAGAAAGAUAAGAGAUAUGCCCGAGCAAUGUUCAUGCAUUCUUUAUACUUAUCUGAUAAGCUGUGUCUGCUAUAUCUUAUCUGAUAAGCUGUCUGCUAUAUCUUAUAUGAUAAGCUGCAUCUGCUAUAUCUUAUCAGAUAAGGUGUGUCUGCUAUAUCUUAUCUGAUAAGCUGUGUCUGCUAUAUCUUAUCUGAUAAGCUGUCUGCUAUAUCUUAUCUGAUAAGCUGUGUCUGCUAUAUCUUAUCAGAUAAGCUGUGUCUGCUAUAUCUUAUCUGAUAAGCUGUCUGCUAUAUCUUAUAUGAUAAGCUGCAUCUGCUAUAUCUUAUCAGAUAAGGUGUGUCUGCUAUAUCUUAUCUGAUAAGCUGUGUCUGCUAUAUCUUAUCAGAUAAGCUGUGUCUGCUAUAUCUUAUCUGAAAAGCUGUCUGCUAUAACUUAUCUGAUAAGCUGUCUGCUAUAUCUUAUCUGAUAAGCUGUGUCUGCUAUAUCUUAUCUGAUAAGCUGUCUGCUAUAUCUUAUCUGAUAAGCUGUGUCUGCUAUAUCUUAUCAGAUAAGCUGUGUCUGCUAUAUCUUAUCAGAUAAGCUGUGUCUGCUAUAUCUUAUCUGAUAAGCUGUGUCUGCUCUAUCUUAUCUGAUAAGCUGUGUCUGCUAUAUCUUAUCUGAUAAGCUGUGUCUGCUAUAUCUUAUCUGAUAAGCUGUCUGCUAUAUCUUAUCUGAUAAGCUGUGUCUGCUAUAUCUUAUCAGAUAAGCUGUGUCUGCUAUAUCUUAUCAGAUAAGCUGUGUCUGCUAUAUCUUAUCUGAUAAGCUGUGUCUGCUAUAUCUUAUCUGAUAAGCUGUCUGCUAUAUCUUAUCAGAUAAGCUGUGUCUGCUAUAUCUUAUCUGAUAAGUUGUCUGCUAUAUCUUAUCUGAUAAGCUGUCUGCUAUAUCUUAUCUGAUAAGUUGUCUGCUAUAUCUUAUCUGAUAAGCUAUGUCUGCUAUAUCUUAUCUGAUAAGCUGUGUCUGCUAUAUCUUAUCAGAUAAGUAUAAAGAAUGCAUGAACAUUUACAUUUACAUUUUAGUCAUUUAGCAGACGCUCUUAUCCAGAGCGACUUACAGGAGCAAUUAGGGUUAAGUGCCUUGCUCAAGGACACAUCGACAGAUUUUUCACCUAGUCGGCUCGGGGAUUAGAACCAGCGACCUUUCGGUUACUGGCACAACGCUCUUAACCACUAAGCUACCUGCCGCCCCCAUGGCUCGGGCAUAUCUCUUUAUCUUUCUCGCUCUCUGGGGCUAAGCUUUUCUUUCUUUGUAUUUAUUUUUAAAAAUAUUAAUGUCGUACAGUGAAUGCCUAGGCCUAUGCAGGCAAUGCACUGACGCACUCAAAUCUCUGACAGCUGAACCGUGAGGUGGACAAUUAUUGUUUUAGGAAAGUAAAAACCAAUAAAACAAUAGGCUAUAAAGUUUUUAAUAUGCUACACAUCGAAACACAACUAAUAGUUGUUUUGUCAUUUGUUAUAGGCAGUUUUUAAGGACACGUAACUGGAUCAUUUGGUCAAUAUCGCUAGUUUUUUUGAUGGCGCUGGCAGCGCCCAGUCGGAGGUUUCUUUCUCUCUCUUUCUACUCUCAGAUCCGAGUCUGUUUUUCCACGGGCCUUUUCGGAACGGGUCUCUGUUUUUUAAAAAUGUGUUUAUGCAUAUCUGGUGGGGUGGGAAAGACACGGAUCCGUUUCAGAACGAGUCCAACUUUAUGGACCUGUGAAGAGCACUACCUUUAAUGCCACGUCCAGUUAACCCCCUAACCUCUGACCACUAACCCUCCACCCACUACAAGACCCUGCUGAAACAACGACACGUCCAGGUAACAGCAGCUAACCUAACCCCUAUGAUAGCCUGGUCCCAACCUGGUCCCAACCCGGUCCCAACCCGGUCCCAACCCGGUCCCAACCCGGUCCCAACCCGGUCCCAACCUGGUCCCAACCUGGUCCCAACCUGGUCCCAACCUGGUCCCAACCUGGUCCCAACCCGGUCCCAACCUGGUCCCAACCUGGUCCCAACCUGGGACCAACCUGGGACCAAACUAUGUCCACGGCACACUACUCCCCCCAAUACUCCCCAUCCGUCUUUACUGUCUGUCUGGGUUGUGUCUCUGUAUCUCAUGAUGGUUCCUCUCCUGUCUCUAGCUGCUGGGUCGUUCCAUAGACCUGAACCGUCUGAUCACCCAGAGGGUGUCUGCUGCUCUCUACAAGUCUCUGGAGCUGGCCAUCAACCGCUUCGAGAGUGAAGAUCUCACCUCCAUCGUGGUACGACCUGCUUUCAGUGUGUGACUGUCCUCUGUAACAGGAACUAGAAGGUCUGAUGAACAUCAACCGUAUGACCCACAAGCUGUCUUCUCCCCCUCCUUGUAACAGGAACUAGAAGGUCUGAUGAACAUCAACCGUAUGACCCACUAGCUGUCUUCUCCCCCUCCUUGUAACAGGAACUAGAAGGUCUGAUGAACAUCAACCGUAUGACCCACUAGCUGUCUUCUCCCCCUCCUUGUAACAGGAACUAGAAGGUCUGAUGAACAUCAACCGUAUGACCCACAAGCUGCUGUCUAAGUUCCUGACGCUGGACAGUAUGGACGCCAUGUUCCGGGAGGCCAAUCACAACGUCUCCGCCCCCUACGGACGCAUCACACUCCACGUCUUCUGGGAACUCAACUACGACUUCCUCCCCAACUACUGUUACAACGGAUCUACUAACAGGUAACACAACUACACUCUACUACUACACACUACUACUACUGCUACUACUACUACUACUACUACUACUACUACUACUACUACUACUACUACUACUACUACUACUACUACUACUACUACUACUACUACUACACACUACUACUACUGCUACUACUGUAGCUCAGCUGGUAGAGCACGGCGCUUGUAACGCCAAGGUAGUGGGUUCGAUCCCCGGGACCACCCAUACACAAAAAUGUAUGCACGCAUGACUGUAAGUCGCUUUGGAUAAAAGCGUCUGCUAAAUGGCAUAUUAUUAUUAUUAUUAUUAUUAUUAUUAUUAUAUUAUUAUUAUUACUACUACAACUACACACUACUACUGCUACUACUACUACACACUACUACUACUGCUACUACUACACACUACUACUACUACUACACUACACACUACUACUACUACUACUACUACUAACACAUACGCUACUACUACUAACUACAGCACUACUACACUACUAGCACUAAACUACUAACUACACACUACUACUACUGCUCACUACAUACACUACACACACACUUACUACUGCUACUACAAACUACUACAACUACACACACUACACACUGCUACUACUACACACUAACACUACUCUACUAAACUACACCACUACUACUACUGCAUACAUACACACACACUACUAACUACAUGCUACUACGAACAACUAACACCAUACUAACUUACUACAAACUACACACUACUCGCUACUACAAACUACACACUACUACUACUGCUAUAUUCCAACUACACACACUACUCUACACUCCACACACUAACUACUGCUACUACUACUGCUACUAAUGCUACUACACUACUACACACUACUACUACUAACUGCACUACUACUACUACACUACUACUAUACCAUACUACUAUACUACACUACACACUACUAUACUGCUACUACUGCUACUACUAACUACACACUACUCUACUACAACUACACACUACUACUACGCUACUACUGCUACUACUACUACACACAACUAUACACUCACUACAACUACUGCUACUACAACUACACACUACUACUACUGAACUACCUACUGCUACUACUACAACUACACACUACUACUACUGCUAUUACAACUACACACUACUACUACUACAACACUACUACUACUACUACUACUGCUACUACAACUACACACUACUACUACGCUACUCUACUACACUACUACUAACACACUACUACUACUACUACUACUACACUACUACUACACUACUGCACUACUGACUACUACUACAACUACACACUACUACUACUGCUACUACUACUGCUACUACUACUACUACUACAACUACUACAACUACACACUACUACUACUGCUACUACUACUGCUACUACUACUACUGCUACUACAACUACACACUACUACUACUCUACUCUACUACUGCUACUACUACUACUACUACAACUACAACAACUACACACUACUACUACUGCUACUACAACUACACACUACUAAACUACUACAACUUACUACAACUACACACUACUACUACUGCUACUACUACUACUACUGCUACUACAACUACACAUACUACUACUGCUACUACAACACACUACUAAUACUACUACAAACUUCCUCUCUCUAGGUUUGUCCGCACGGUCCUGCCCUUCUCUCAGGAGUUCCAGAGGGACAAGCCGCCCAACGCCCAGCCCCAGUACCUGUACGGGUCAAAGGUCAGUACAACCCUAACUCCCAGCCCCAGUACCUGUACGGGUCAAAGGUCAGUACAACCCUAACUCUCAGCCCCAGUACCUGUACGGGUCAAAGGUCAGUACAACCCUAACUCUCAGCCCCAGUAACUAUACGGGUCAAAGAUCAGUACAACCCUGACCCGCAACUUUCAGCCCCAGUACCUGUACAGGUCAAAGGUCAGUACAACUCUAAUCCCUGA
This is a messenger RNA of Coregonus sp. 'balchen', 16891 nucleotides long. Lineage: Eukaryota; Metazoa; Chordata; Actinopteri; Salmoniformes; Salmonidae. The record is from the annotation of a GenBank genome assembly.